Messenger RNA from Struthio camelus australis, 5800 nucleotides. Lineage: Eukaryota; Metazoa; Chordata; Aves; Struthioniformes; Struthionidae. The record is from RefSeq and is a predicted model, not a curated record.
UGAGAAUGAGGUGAAGACAGGGACCGCAACGGGUUUCUUAGUGCUUCCCUGAAUAGUGAGUGGAGAGCACAGAGAUGGAGUCUGGCGUGGAGGAGAUUCCAGUUAAAGUUGCAGUACGGAUUAGGCCUCUGCUUUCUAAGGAAGUUCUUCAUAAUCAUCAAGUGUGUGUGAGAUUCGUCCCAAACACACAGCAAAUUAUCAUCGGAAAAGAUCGUGUCUUCACUUUUGAUUUUGUGUUUGGCAAAAAUUCAACCCAAGCAGAAGUAUAUACCACUUGUAUUAAGCCUCUCGUAAUGUCUUUGACUGAGGGAUAUAAUGCUACAGUCUUUGCCUAUGGACAGACAGGUUCUGGGAAGACCUAUACCAUUGGAGGAGGUCACAUUGCAUCAGUUGCAGAAGAUGAAAAAGGCAUUAUCCCACGGGCUAUUCAGGAGUUAUUUCAGCAUAUCUCUGAAAACCAUAACAUUGAUUUCAGUGUGAAAGUAUCAUAUAUAGAAGUUUACAAGGAGGAACUUAGAGAUUUAUUGGAGUUGGAGACCUCUGUGAAAGAUUUACAUAUCCGAGAAGAUGAAAAGGGAAAUACAGUGAUUGUUGGUGCCAAGGAAUACCAUGUCGAAUGUGCAGAUGAAGUGAUUAGCCUGUUGGAAGGUGGCAACGCAGCUCGUCACACAGGCACAACGCAAAUGAACGAGCACUCCAGUCGAUCUCAUGCCAUUUUUACCAUCAGCAUUUGUCAGAAACAAUCUGCAGAGUCUCAAGAAAAUACUGAUGCUGCACAAGAUUCAUCUUGGAAAUCAGUCCAGAUGAUUGCUUCAAAGUUCCAUUUUGUGGAUUUGGCAGGCUCAGAGAGGGUAACAAAGACUGGAAAUACUGGUGAACGGUUCAAAGAAUCCAUUCAGAUCAAUAGUGGUUUAUUAGCCUUAGGAAACGUAAUCAGUGCCCUUGGAGACCCAAAGAGGAAAAGUGUACAUAUUCCAUACAGGGAUGCUAAAAUCACUCGUAUUCUAAAAGACUCCCUAGGAGGGAAUGCCAAGACUGUCAUGAUAACAUGUAUAAGUCCAUCCUCAUCAGAUUUUGAUGAAUCUUUGAAUUCCCUCAAAUAUGCCAACAGAGCCAAAAAUAUUAGAAAUAAACCGGUUGUAAACUACAACCCUGAUCAAGACCGGAUUGAUGAAAUGGAACUUGAAAUCAAAUUGCUUCGAGAAGCUUUGCAGAAUCAGCAAGUUAGUAAUCAUGCUAAUCAGGGUUCACAAGACUUGAAUCAAGAAAAGACUCGAAUCAAUUCACUUGAAGAGCAGGUCACUCAGCUUCAGGUUGAGUGCUUCCGUUACAGAAAUUGCCUAGAUGAAGUCUUCCCGUUCCUCGUUGAUUUGAAGGAUGAUACUAGCUUAAGAACAAGUCAGCAGGACAGGUUGCAGGGCUGGAUCACCAUGGUACAGGAAGUAAGGAAAGAAGCGCUCGCCAUGCAGCAGGUCGGUACAGGGACUGGAACCAACCAAGAAGAGCCCCAUCAUACUACAAUUCUUCAGCUAAAGAGGGAACUAAAAAAAUGCCAGCAGGCUCUAGUUACGGAUGAAGAAGUAUUUAGCCAGAAGGAUCAUGAGCUUAAAGUACUACAGAGUCAAAUGAAGACGUUAAUGCAGGAAAACAAAGAACAACUGGAAUCUUUAAAGGAAGCUCAAGAAACAAACAGAUUACAGAAAGAGAAAAUGGUGGAACAGCAAAUCCUAACUGAUCAGCUAAAAGAAAAAUUAGAGAAGUUUACAGUUAUGAAAACUUCAGGCUUCUCUGCUGCCUGUGGAGAUGGGCCAGCUGGUGCAGCGCCUGCAAGGAGGCCGUACAGCGUCCCACUCACAAAGAGCCUACUACACACCCUUCAUCCACCUUCAGGGACAGAGACCCGAAAGGUCUAUACCAGCCCCCCUGCCUGUUCCCUGGCCCGGGUGAUGGCAGGAUUCCGUGCUCGCAGCCAGAUGAUGCUGAGCUAUAUAGAAGAUCAGGAUGAAGUCCUUCAUUAUCAUCUUUCUGAUCAUAGCGAUGAAGAGGAUGGAAAUGCAGACAGCAAAAAGAAAACGUCAUUUAAGCAUUCUAUAAACCGCACAUGGACACGAAAACAGGCUUCUCUCUGCUUUCCGCUUGACCUAAGUGACAUGAAGCGUCAAGUAGACAAGUCUAGCCUUCACAACAAAUCUGCAGUACUGACUGACACGAUCACAGGUGAAGAGAUUGACAGCCUCCAGAAGAGUCAUGUGUUCAACAUGCGGAAGUUAAAAAAUUCAGAACUGAGACUCACUGAGGCCAAGCAAAAAAUGAGAGAGCUUGCACUUAACAUCAAAAUGAAGGAAGAACUUAUUAGGGAAUUAGUAAAAACAGGUAAGGAUGCUCAGUCUGUAAGCAGGCAAUAUUCUUUGAAAAUAACUAAACUGGAGCAAGAAUCUGAGCAGGCAAAAAUGGAACUGGCUGAAACACAAAAGCAGCUUCAGGAGCUGGAGUGUAAGGAGCUGGAGAGUAAGGAGCUGAGAGACAUUGCUGAGAGCACCACGUUACAGAAAGCAUUUUAGAAGAAGAUGGAUGCAGCUAAGUUGAAAGUGCAGGACCUCCAGCUAAAGAUGGAGCAACAACAGAAGAUUCUUAAACUUAAAGAUGAAGAGAUUGCUGCAUUUAAAAAGAAGAAAAAUAACUCAGCAGGAGCUUUACAGAAGCUACAGAAAUUAGAAGAACAAAAGAAAUGGCUGGAUGGAGAAAUGGAAAGAAUUCUUCAACAGCACCAACAAUUAGCAGAACUAGAAGAAGAUUUAAAAAAAAGAGAAGCCAUUGUAACCAAGAAAGAAGCAUUACUGCAGGAGAAAAGCCACCUUGAAAUCAAGAAACUAAGAUCUAGCCAGGCUUUGAACAAAGAUAGUGUAAAGUUAUCUACUCGCUUAAGUAUGCUGGAUCAGGAACUGAGUGAUAAAGGUAUGCAGCUUCAGGACAGCACCACUGAAGAUAAGAAAGACAUUUUGGAAAAAAUUCAGGUUCUGCAGAAGGAAAGAGAUGAGCUGCUCACAAGAAGAAACAGUGUGGAUGAGAAACUGAAAGAUGGUAAAGUUUUGUCAGCUGAGGAAGAGCAUGUCCUUUUCCAGCUGGAAGAAGGAAUUGAAGCCUUGGAGGCUGCCAUUGAUUACAAGAAUGAAAGUAUUCAGAGUCGCCAGCACUUACUUAGAUCAUCUUCUCAGAUUCUCUCACAGAGUGAGGAUAAUGUGAUAGGAAAGCUAGUUUCCCUAUCUGCUGCUGAGCUCAGAGCUAUCCUCUUCAAAUAUUUCAACAAGAUUGUUGGUCUACGUGAGUCUGAACGUAAAUUACAACUGCAGACUGAAGAACAGGAAAUGAAGGUCAUAGACCAGGAAAACGCAAUACGUGAAUUGGAAUCGGCGCUUGAACGCAUCAAGCUACAGUGUGACAGACAGCUGACCGUACAACACAAAGAACAUGAGCAAAAAAUACAGUUAAUACUGCAUCAUUUCAAAGAACAUGAUGGUGAAGGUAUUGCAGAAACCUUGAAAGCGUAUGAAGUAAAAGUCCAGCAACUGGAGAAAGACUUAUUUUUCUAUAAGAAAACCAGCAGAGAACUGAAGAAGAAAUUGAAGGAACUUGUUGAAGAUUCGUCCCAUCAAUUAUUGACACCCACUAAAUAUCACGGGGUUGGUAACAGGGCACGCAGUCAAGGUGAAUCAGAAGUUGCUUCUGAAGACUUCAAGUGGACACCUAACCCUGAAACCAAAAGUCGACCGGGGAAAAUUAAAGAAACAGACGGAACAAAUGCCUUAAGAGCAUGGCUGAAUUCGUGCAAGUUUAGAGAAGACGUUUCAGAAGUUGGAUGUAGCAAAACAUGUUUGUCAAGCGGUGGUGAUGACAAAAUAGGAACAGAUGAAACACAGGCUUCAAAACCUCAUCCUCAGCUACUUUCAGUCACCCAGAGGAGAGAGACCAUAACACAGUUUCAAGGAGCAACUCCAGUAAAACUAUCUCGCCGAGAGCUACGUCAUAUCCCUCCCUCUGAAUUAUCUUUGAGGCGCUCAAGCCUUGGAGUUGGUGUCAGUUUCAUUGCUCCAGACUCCAUUGAGAUGGACAAAAAGUCUAGUGUCCCUAAGAUAUAGUUACUCUUCGUUGCAUUGUUAAUAGCACUUGCUACUCAAGUAAUUGUAUUAGAUGUCUUUGUUCAUGCUCCUGUUAACUAGCAGUCAUGGAUAAAUGAGUAAGUGUUCUUUAGUUAUUAGACACACUAUAAAGUCAUUAGGUGUUUGCUGUGCUCCCACAGCUUCUGGGAAUCUGAGAUGCAUUUUAAUUGGCACAGUUAUCUACAGGCAUAUCAUACAAAUGCCUUAACCUUAAGGAAAUUAUUUGUACUGGUUGGGGUUUUUUUGCAGCAAUUUCAAAAAAUAUACGCAUUUUUCAGAAACUGCACUGUAUGAUUUAAGGGUUUUUUUAAAACAACUUUGUUUCACUUUAUUGAGUCAGAAAUUAUAACUAUUUAAUUUAUUUGGAUCUAUAGCUAGAAAAUGUAGUUGCCAAACUGUCUCUUAGUAUUAGUAACGACCGACUUCUGUAUUCUUUGCUUUUUGUGUAUGUGUUUUUUUUAAUAAUACAUUUUAUACAAGACACACUUGAGAUCAAAAUUGGUAUCUAAAGCUAAACUUGUUCCUGAAAAGGAACAGAAAGUACUUUUUUUUUUUUUUUUAACAGUAUUUAAUUACUCUUAUUUAAGAGUCUUACUGUGUGCGCCAAAAGUCUUAAAAUUAUUUAAUAUUUUAUAAAAUAAACUUUGCAUGCAAAAUAAGUGUUAUGUCUUAUUGUGAAAUUGGGAGACAAUUACUUAUUUCACUUUUUAGUUUUGUUUACUGGAGUUUUUCUGAGGGUAAGAAUUGCACUUAGGCAACCCUGAAGCAUGAUAUUUAUGUCUGUACUAAUACAAUGGGAAAAUAUAGGACCAAACUCAGCACCUUUUAGGUAAGCCAGAUGGACCAAUGUAUUAUUCUUUUCUUUAUACUAAUUAUUCAUGUCUUUUCAUUUAGAAUAAAUGCAAAUUAUUCUCUUAGGUUGCCUAUCUGUUUCCGAGCGAAUACUACACAUAUCUCUUUGUUGUUGUGACAUUGUUGUUGCUAAUCCGUUCAAGAUGAAAAGCAAUCUUUUGGUAAGAGGACAGUGAUCACUGAGAAAAAUAAACUAAUUAGUAGCUUUACAGACUUGAAGACCGAGUCCGGAAUGUCCAAACUUAAAUGAAUUCAACACUUCUGUCUAUAAUGGCACAUUUGAAAGUAAGGUUAGUUUUGUUCUAGUGGUGGACUAAGCAGUCAUGUUUGAAAGUACUGUCUUAGAUUACUAGAUGUACUUAGCAAAGGACAUUUUCAUAUUGUGAACUAAAACCACUUUCUGAUAUUGUCUAGGCAAGGCCUUGUGUAUAGAGUGUGUGGCUGUAGAUUUAAAAGAACUGCAUUUUUUCCGUCUUGCAAGCACAGAGCAAAUUUGCGCACAUCCAGAAGUCUUGCUACAACAUGAUCAAAUGGCACAUUUUAAUAUUUUGAGUAGACUGCAAAAUAUUUUAUAAUCAGAUUGUUAAACCACUUCACCUGUCAAAUGAUUGUAUCUUUCACAACUAUACUUAAUUAUUCCCUGUUAUUCAGCUGAAGUGUGAGAUAAGGAUUUUAGGCCUUUUUGUUUGAAUAUUUUUCACUGUGAUGUAAGUAACAACUGGGAAUCCUACUAAUGUUAAGUUUAAUAUUACGGUAUUUAUUAUUCACUUAAUGUUUGUAGCUAGAAAGCA